GUAGACCGCAUCGGUUGCCAACAUUGCCAAAAGAUCUAAAUAUUCCUAGAAUUGAUAGAUUGUUUAUAAAUAAAUUGGGUUAUUAAACUAUCCUUGAGUGAAAAGCAUGCCUCUUCAGUUUCCCAUGGCCGUGGCGCAGAACGCUGUGGAACCGAUGCAAGUGGAUGCACCGGCCGAGGACAAUGAUAACAAUGAGGAACUGUUUUAUGUAGUGGAUAAUCCCACGUUGGACCUGGAAGUGUAUGCUAGUAGCUACACCGGGUUAGCCAAACUUUACCGACUGUUGUACAUCAUAGAUCAUUGUCCAUCCCUCAGGCUUGAAGCCCUAAAAAUCGCAAUUUCCUACGUCAUGACGACAUACAAUGUUAACUUAUAUCAAGUACUUCAUCAAAGAUUAGCAGAAGUGACGAGUAACAUGAAUGUGCCCGAUGUGGCGGCUCCGUCCACAUCCCAAGAUGUGCUGGUUAUUGACAAUAUGUGGAUGGAGACGCGUAUCAAGAAAGCCGCCCUUAAAUUAGAGAAAUUAGAUAAUGAUUUAAAAAACUACAAGUCAAACUCGAUAAAGGAAAGUAUACGAAGAGGUCACGAUGACUUGGGAGACCACUAUCUGGAUUGUGGAGACCUCUCCAAUGCCCUUAAGUGUUACUCAAGGGCCAGAGACUAUUGCACCAGUGGCAAACAUGUAGUGAACAUGUGCUUGAACGUUAUAAAAGUGUCUAUCCAUUUACAGAACUGGUCUCAUGUGCUGAGUUAUGUGGCUAAAGCAGAAGGAACACCCGAUUUUUCAGAGUCUCAAGCGAAAGACACGAACCCCGUGAUAUUCACAAAACUUAGGUGCGCGGCGGGCCUUGCCGAGUUGGCGACCAAAAAAUACAAACUGGGCGCUAAACAUUUCCUCCAAGCAAACUUGGACGAUUGCGAUUUUCCUGAUUUAUUGUCUCCGAACAAUGUUGCGAUGUACGGGGGUUUGUGCGCCCUCGCUACAUUCGAUAGGCACGAGUUGCAGAAAAACGUUAUCAACAACACGACGUUUAAGUUAUUCCUAGAACUCGAGCCUCAGCUCAGAGACAUCAUCUUUAAAUUUUAUAAUUCCAAGUAUGCUUCUUGCCUGAAACUGCUGGACGAGAUCAAAGACAAUCUCUUGUUGGACAUGUACAUUGCCCCUCACAUUAAUACCCUGUAUACCCAAAUAAGGAACCGCGCGUUGAUUCAGUACUUCAGUCCGUAUUUAUCUGCGGAUAUGCACAAAAUGGCGCAGGCUUUUAACAGGACGGUGUCCGCUUUGGAAGACGAACUGAUGCAGCUCAUCUUGGACGGGCAGAUCCAGGCGCGAAUUGAUUCCCAUAACAAAAUUUUAUUCGCCAAAGACGUGGAUCAGAGGAGUACCACGUUCGAGAAAAGUCUUACAAUAGGCAAGGAGUACCAAAGGAGAACUAGGAUGUUGAUCUUGAGAGCUGCGGUUCUGAAAAAUAAGAUUCAGGUGCAGAGUCCUCAACGAGAAGCGGGCCAAAGUGGAGAGAUAACGGUGGCCCCGGGUACCAGUACAGUACUGUCGGCUAGAAAUUAAUAGUCCUGUAUAUAUGUAUAAAUUUAAUUAUCACUUGGAAAUUUUGUAAUCUUAGGUGAAUAUA
Molecule: messenger RNA, 1631 nt
Organism: Cylas formicarius (sweet potato weevil)
Lineage: Eukaryota; Metazoa; Arthropoda; Insecta; Coleoptera; Brentidae
Gene: CSN1b
Product: COP9 signalosome complex subunit 1
Exons: 4
Coding region: 107-1567 (486 amino acids)
Cellular component (GO): COP9 signalosome
Source: RefSeq, a predicted model, not a curated record